AUGAUGAUGUCUUGGUUAACAAUAUUCACUUGUUUUGCUUUUUUAUCAUCACUAAUUAUUGCCAAUGAUCCAUGUCGAUUUGAAUCUACAAAAGGUGUCAUAGAUUUAACUUCUUUAGGUCGAACUGAUGGAAAAGCUGCAUAUCCUGAUAAAUUACCACCAACAGGAUCCGGCUAUAAAUAUAGUUAUAAUCCUUGUAAACCAUUUACUGAAGAACCUGCUUGUAAAGGAGUAGCUGUUUGUCAAGUUUCGAUGGAUGGAAAAUUUAGCUUUUCCCUUGGUACACAAGAGAGUGCAAGCUGGAAUCAAGGUGGUAUAGGAGGUGGUCCUUCGGUUACUUAUUCAGCUGGUGAAAAAACAGUCGUUGUUACAUUAGAAUGUGUAACUGAUGGUACCGAUGAAUUAGAAGCUUUAGGUGAACCUACAACCAAUCACUAUAAACUUAAUUUAAAAAAUAAAUGUGCUUGUUGGGAUGGAUAUGUACCACCAGAAACAACAACGAAAUCAUCAGGAGGAGGUGGUGGCAAAAGUGGUCUUUCUGGAGGAGCUGUAUUUAUCAUAAUCAUUUGUGUGCUUCUUGUUACUUAUUUUGUUGGAUUCGCUGCUUAUUAUCGUUUUCGUUUGGAACGAGCAGGUGUUGAACUAAUUGCUCAUCGAACAUUUUGGGUUGGUUUGCCUGGUUAUGCAAAAGAUGGUGUUGUUCAUGUAUAUCGACGAGUAUUAAAUAAAGGCGAUACUCCAUAUCAGUCGGUUUAA
Rotaria sp. Silwood1 is the source of this 756-nucleotide messenger RNA. Lineage: Eukaryota; Metazoa; Rotifera; Eurotatoria; Philodinida; Philodinidae. The record is from the annotation of a GenBank genome assembly.